This is a messenger RNA of Manis pentadactyla (Chinese pangolin), 588 nucleotides long. RefSeq names its product 60S ribosomal protein L39-like. Gene Ontology annotation, cellular component: ribosome; cytosolic large ribosomal subunit. The record is from RefSeq and is a predicted model, not a curated record. Gene Ontology annotation, biological process: translation. Bases 97 to 252 code for a protein of 51 amino acids. The transcript has a single exon. NCBI's taxonomy places the organism in Eukaryota, Metazoa, Chordata, Mammalia, Pholidota, Manidae. Gene Ontology annotation, molecular function: structural constituent of ribosome.
AAGUGGAGUUGUCUAUCCUCCAGACAUACAACAGUGAAAUUCCUGUUUCAGCAAAUAUAGCCAUUGUAGUAUCUGCUGUUGACUCUAUUCCUCGCCAUGUCUUCUCACAAGACUUUCAGGAUCAAGCGAUUCCUGGCCAAGGAACAAAAGCAGAAUUGUCUCAUUCCCCAGUGGAUUCGGAUGAAAACUGGUAAUAAAAUCCUGUACAGCCCCAAGAGGAGACACUGGAGAAGAACCAAGCUGGGUCUUUAAGGAGUCACGCAUAAGAUGACACACCUAUUUAUGCUGUAUCAAAGUCACAUGCUCUUACCAUCUCACUCUGUAAACACUGCUAGUAUCUGGGAAACUGGGUGUGUUUUAUGGGGGAAAUGAUUUUUUUUGUUUCUCUGCUUCUGCACCAGUCUGUUUAUUCAGUAAUAUACGUGAAACCUUUUGCAUGAAAAAAAAAGAUGUUACAGAACCACUGGUUAUAUUCUCCAUGUUGCAUUUCCAUCCCAGUGACCAAUGUAUAUUAUGAUUGAGAAUUUGUGCCUCUUUAUCCCCUUCACCAACCCCACUCGCCCACCCCAACCCAUCCCCCAUGGUAAC